Molecule: messenger RNA, 954 nt
Organism: Symbiodinium necroappetens
Lineage: Eukaryota; Dinophyceae; Suessiales; Symbiodiniaceae
Source: the annotation of a GenBank genome assembly
AUGAAUGUGGCAGGAAUAGCACUUAAAGAGUGGUUUCAGAAUGCCAGUUUAGACCCUACAGUAGUCUCUGCUAUCCCAGAAAAGGGGGUGCUGGCGUUCCAUGGUGGACAUGCUCUGGCGGAACUUGGGUCCUGGCUUUUGGCUGCAGAUGGUGAAGACUCGCUGGGGCCAUGGUCCAUCGUUGUCAUCUUCGCGUGCAUCCUAUACCUGCAGGGCUACUUGAAAGAGUGCAAAACUCUGCCACCGGACUACCUCUCCACGUUGUCCUUCUUUUUCCCGGUCUAUCCUGCCUAUAACGCAGCCGUGGCACUGAGCUGCCUAGAAUUCUUUCUGGAAUGGAGAUACUUCCCAGACUUCAAGCUAUGGACGCCUCUUGUCCUUUUAGGCAUUGUGUCUAUGGCCUUGGGCCAGGGCUUGGUGAGCUGGGCUACGCGCGUGGCAGACAGAAACUUCUGGGCCUCGACACGGGAGCUCGAGGAGGAUCAGCUGGUGGGCUUGGAGAUUCCGAAUCGCCGGGUAGUUCGUGAAGGUCCGUAUGCCUGGGAACGCCACCCAGCGUACCUGGGAGCUCUACUCUGGGGUCUAGGCACGCAGCUGGCACUGUGCAACCCGGGCAUGCUGGUGGUGGUCGGCUUCGUGCUGUGGGCAGCGCUGCUCCACGUCACCAUGGAGGAAGAGAAGGAGCUCUUCGAUGAGUUUCCAGGUCUCUAUGUGAACUACGCGGCCCUGACCAGCUGCUGGAUUCCGGGCUUCCCACCUCUCUUGGAGAAUUCCGCUUUCCAGCGCGAGAUGGUCGACAAUGCACCGGAGCAGGAAGGAGACGAGCUCAUGGAGCAGGAAGAGAGUGAAGAGGAGAUCGACGAAGAAGACGACCUCCUACCAACUUGGGAAGGGGUUCCCAAAGGUGGCGCGAUUUGGAACCGCCAGUUUCAGGAGCCAUGGCGCCUCGGUUAG